AUGUCCUCAAAUUUAACAGAAGAGCAGAUCGCUGAAUUUAAAGAGGCUUUUGCGUUGUUCGACAAGGACAACAAUGGUUCUAUCUCCUCCAGUGAAUUGGCCACCGUCAUGAGAUCGUUGGGUCUUUCCCCAAGCGAAGCUGAAGUCGCUGACUUGAUGAACGAAAUCGAUGUCAACGGCAACAACAAGAUCGAGUUCUCGGAGUUCUUGGCUUUGAUGUCCAGACAAUUGAAAUCCAACGACUCCGAACAAGAACUAUUAGAAGCUUUCAAAGUCUUCGACAAGAACGGUGACGGUUUGAUCUCCGCCGCAGAAUUGAAACAUGUCUUGACCUCGAUCGGCGAGAAAUUGACCGACACAGAAGUCGACGAAAUGUUGAGAGAGGUCAGUGAUGGUUCUGGAGAAAUUAAUAUCCAACAAUUCGCUGCUUUACUUUCAAAAUAA
Molecule: messenger RNA, 444 nt
Organism: Tetrapisispora phaffii CBS 4417
Lineage: Eukaryota; Fungi; Ascomycota; Saccharomycetes; Saccharomycetales; Saccharomycetaceae
Gene: CMD1
Product: calmodulin
Exons: 1
Coding region: 1-444 (147 amino acids)
Cellular component (GO): myosin II complex
Molecular function (GO): calcium ion binding
Source: RefSeq, a predicted model, not a curated record